AUACACUAUAGUAGUGUACUUAUAUAGAUGUCGUUUGUCGUUUUACCCUAUCGGGCGCCUCCACACAUUUAAGUUCCUGUUUAGUCAAAUGGAGUUUAACAAGGCAUAGAUAAAAACUGCAACAAAAUAAUUAGAAAUGAGUGGUUUAUGGAGUAAAUUGACAUCUUUUUUCGGAGGAGGAGGUAGAAAUACACACAAUACAUCUCAUAAGUCAAAUAGUAAGAAGAAAAAAUCCGAGGAUUCCGUAGAAAACGGAGGUCAAGAACAGUACAAAGUUCAGAAAGUAACACGAACGUAUGAGGAAAUAGAACUACCAGAAGAUAAAGAUGAAAAGGAAACCGUAGAUUACACAGUUCACAAAGCAACGAGAUCGUAUGAUGAGAUAGAAUUACCGGAGGACCGGGAAGAAAAGGGUACAAUAGACUACACGGUUGAGAAAAAACCUCGUGCAUAUGAAGAGGUUGUGCUACCAGAAGACAACAGGUUGUCGCAGGAAAAGCGACCGGUCCUGAACUAUGUGGAGGUCGAAUUCACCAAACCACCUUCCAAAAAACAAUCAAUCAACAGAAAAGAUAGUAAGACUGAAUAUGCCGACGUCACUGUAAAAAAUAAGACUGUUAUUGUUAAAUAAACUUGUAAAUUAUAUGUAACUUACACUGUGUAAACAAAACAAAUAAAUAUGUAACUUACACUGUGUAAACAAACAAAAAAUAAAUGUGUUACUUAAAUGUGUAACUUACACUGUGUAAACAAAUGUGUAACUUACACUGAGUAAACAAAACAAAUAAAUGUGUAACUUACACUGAGUAAGCAAAACAAAUAAACGUUUAACUUACACUGAGUAAGCAAAACAAAUAAACGUGUAACUUACACUGAGUAAACAGCAAUUUAUAGUAAAUUUGUAAUGAAAAAUAAACUUUUAAAGGCAUAUAAAAUGCCACUUUGUUAUUCAUGGUGACAUCAACUUUGUUAUUCAUGGUGACAUCCACUUUGUUAUUCAUGGUGACAUCAACUUUGUUAUUCAUGGUGACAUCCACUUUGUUAUUCAUGGUGACAUCCACUUUGUUAUUCAUGGUGACAUCAACUUUGUUAUUCAUGGUGACACCAAAUUGAUAAGGAUGGUUGGAAUGUCAAAUGGCUCAAAACAAUUAUUCAGUAUUUGUAUGCUGAUGGCGACUCCUGACAUUGACAAUUUUAGACAGCACUUAGAAAUUCUUUCAGCUGGAGCACCGUCCCUAAUUAUAUAAAUUGAAUGAUUUCAUAUGUAUAUGUAUUGUUACAUUAUCCAAAUGCACCAUUUUAUUCUAGUCUACACAUGUAAAUAGAUUUAUUGUUUUCGCUGAAAUGAUCACCUGAUUAUCGUACCAUGACUUUCACUUUUUUAUAUUUGUAUUAAUCUUUGAGUUGUUACAGCAUAUAAAAGUAUGUGCAUCCCUUCCAUUAGUUAAUGGGGAAUUUCCUUUGGGGGGAGAAGGGGGGGGGGAGAGUAUCAUAUUGCCCACUCUUUGCUGUUUGUCUAUAUUUUGUAUUGUUGACAUAUACUCCAGAUUUUGAUUCGUUUCGUUUUUAGGUGGUAUUAUUCUCUUGAUUUCUAUUUUGAGAGACCACUAUUAAACCUUACCGUGCAAGGGUCGUAAUAUUACAGCCACUGCCGACAACCUGUUUUGUUGUUGCUCCAAUUGCUUUCUUUAUUUUCAGAAGCUUAAAAUUAAUAUAAUGUGAAGUUUAAAUCAAAAUUUUUUUGCCUGGUAAACUUUGAUUUUAACAGUAAAUAUAUCCCCGAAAAUGGAUCAGCUUUAAUAUUAUUUCAGUUGAGCACUAUGUAACAAAUACAAAUCUUAAAAGUUUUUUAUUUAGAGAACUCAGAUUCUAUUUUGAGUAUCGUUUUUAUUUAACAUAUUAUUUGUUAAUUUGUAUUAUAAUCUGUACCGCUAUAAAUUAUUUCAUAAUAAAAUGUUGUUGUAAACUAA
Mytilus californianus (California mussel) is the source of this 1970-nucleotide messenger RNA. RefSeq lists its product as uncharacterized. Bases 137 to 631 code for a protein of 164 amino acids. The record is from RefSeq and is a predicted model, not a curated record. Lineage: Eukaryota; Metazoa; Mollusca; Bivalvia; Mytilida; Mytilidae. The transcript is spliced from 6 exons.